Messenger RNA from Solea solea (common sole), 7868 nucleotides. It is a transcript of the gene samd4a, whose product is annotated as sterile alpha motif domain containing 4A. Gene Ontology annotation, molecular function: protein binding; translation repressor activity; mRNA binding. The transcript is spliced from 13 exons. The record is from RefSeq and is a predicted model, not a curated record. Lineage: Eukaryota; Metazoa; Chordata; Actinopteri; Pleuronectiformes; Soleidae. Bases 637 to 2868 code for a protein of 743 amino acids. Gene Ontology annotation, biological process: regulation of mRNA stability; negative regulation of translation; nuclear-transcribed mRNA poly(A) tail shortening. Gene Ontology annotation, cellular component: P-body.
ACACACACACAUAUACGCAGACAGACAGACAGACAGACACACACACACACACACACACACACACAGACAGACAGACAGACAGACAGAGGAAAAGUUAGUCAAGAUGGCAAAUCACCAGACCCGGACUGAAGGAGCGCCGCUCCCCCGAAAAACCUAAACCUGACCAUGAUAACUGCGGAGGAGGUGUUCCAGGGAUUCCCUGAAGAAAAAUGCCAGUGAGGCUGAAGCUGAUGUGACACAGCGUGUGCUGUAAGAACGCUGACUCAUCGAAUAUCAAUCCCUCUGAGAGCGACCUGGACCUCUAAGCAAUCUGGAGCAGCUCAUAACUCUAAUGCCUUGUUAGAAGAGCACAUCACAACCUCCUCUUCCUCCUCCUCCUCAGAUAGGAGAAGACGGAGCAGAAAGUCCUUCAGCAGGAAUAAAUCCGACAGCAUCUGUGUGUGUGAAACAAAUGUCAGUGAACAGGUUUAUAAUGACAAAGACCAGAAGGAGAACAGAGAGACAUCUCUGUCCCUGAAGACAUCAACCACCAGGUGAACCAGUGUAAAGUUACCUGUGAGUCUCACGCCCCUCCCGGCCCGGCCCGGCCCGGCCCGGCCCGGCCCGGCCCGGCACAGUGACCGUGCUUCACAGACCAUGAUGUUUCGUGAUCAGGUGGGCGUUCUGGCCAGCUGGUUCAAAGGGUGGAAUGAGUGUGAGCAGACUGUUGCUCUGCUGUCCCUGCUGAAGAGGGUCAGCCGGACCCAGGCCCGCUUCCUGCAGCUCUGUCUGGAACACUCACUCGCUGAGUGCACUGACCUGCAGGUGCUGGAGGGAGAGGCCAACAGCCCAGGAGUGAUCAGCCAGUGGCAAAGUGAACCUAAGGAGCACGUCAUCUCACUGGUCCUCACACAUCUCCCACUGCUCAAACCUGGCAAUGUUGAAGCAAAGGGCGAGUACAUGCGUCUGCUGCCACGAAUACUGGCUCACACCAUAGAGCACGGCCACCACCUGGAGGAGUCUCGCCAGCUUCUGUCCUAUGCUCUCAUUCAUCCAGCCACCUCCUUGGAAGACCGCUCUGCCUUGGCACUGUGGCUCAACCACCUGGAGGAAAGGGCCGCUGCCCGGGGAGACUCACUGGAGCGGCCCCCUCCUGCUGGGCCCCACCAUCAUCACCAUCAUCACCAGUCAACACCAUCAUUAACCCUCUCCACAUCUGGUUCCUCCUCGUCCUCCUCGUCCUCCUCCUCCACGAACACCUCUUCAUCAGGCAACCUUUAUUCCUUGCAUCACCACCAGCGCUAUGGCUCAGACGAUCGUCUCAAUGGAUGGCAGAGCUCCAGGGACUCGGGGUUGGGCGGAGGGUGGCAGCAGCAGCAGCAGCAGCAGCAGCAGCAGCAGGGCUGUGAGAAUGGGCAUCUGCUUCUCUACCCAUCAUCCUCUGUGCCAACAACCUUAAACACAGUUGGAACUGGCGGAGGCAGUAACACGAUUCUAACGAGUGGAGGUGGCAGCCAGCAGCACAGUCCCCUGAAGCGCUCAGUGUCUCUAACGCCUCCCAUGAGCGGCCCUAGCAACCAGCCUCUGGGCCAUGUGUGGCUCUCUCAGGAGGAUCUACGCACUGCUAGAGGCCCAGCCCCAGACCAUGCACCUCUCUCACCCCAGAGCAGCAUUGCUUCCUCAGGCAGUGGAGGCAGUGAGCACCUGGAAGAGGCUUGUUUAGGAGGAGGUUCAGGUCUUCAUCGUAGUUCCUUUCAUGAGGAGGGCAGUGGCAUGAGGGAUGUCCCUACAUGGCUGAAGAGUCUCCGUCUUCAUAAAUACGCCGCUCUCUUCUCCACGAUGACCUAUGAUGAGAUGAUGUCACUGACUGAAGAGCAGCUGGAGUCACAGAAAGUCACUAAAGGAGCGAGACACAAGAUUGUGAUCAGCAUUCAGAAGCUCCGAGAAAGACAGAACCUUCUGCGCAGCCUGGAGAAGGACGUGUUGGAGGGCAGUAACCUGCGCGCACCACUGCAGGAGCUUCACCAGAUGAUCAUAACUCCCAUCAAAGCUCUCAGUGGCAGUGAGGAAGCCUCUCUGCAGCGCUGCCUCCUGAGCUCUGAGGGUAAGAGCGCUGCACCUGGUUCACACCUGACUGCUGGAGGUGGUGGGGAGGCGGAGUCAGGUACAAGCGUGAUUGCAGAGGGGGAUCUGCCUGGACAGUUCACCCGUGUGAUGGGCAAAGUCUGUACCCAGCUGUUGGUGUCGAGGUCAGACGAGGAUAACAUCAGCUCCUACCUGCAACUCAUCGACAAGUGCCUUAUCCACGAGUCCUUCACUGAGACGCAGAAGAAGAGGCUGUUGUCAUGGAAACAACAGGUCCAAAGACUGUUCCGCUCCAUUCCCAGGAAAACUCUGCUCGACUUAGCAGGAUACAGACAGCAGAGGAGUCGUUUUGGUCAGUCCAACUCUCUGCCCACGGCUGGUUGUGUUGGGGGCAGCGUGUCGACCAGGAGGAGCCUGAGACAGUUCCAGAUGCCUUCCAGGAGUUUACCAGGUGCCCGGCUGGGUCUGCAGGGGAGUGGAAGUCUGCUGGGACCCACAGCGCGGAGCAGCAGCAGCAGCAGCAGCAGCAGCAGCACAGCCACCGGUCCUAAGCAGGGCACACAGGGUCUGUGGUUUGCUAACCCUGGAGGAAGCAACAGUAUGCCGAGCCGGAGCCACAGCUCUGUGCAGAGGACCCGAUCACUGCCUGUCCACACCACGCCCCCAACCAUGCUCAUGUUCCAGCAAACUGAUCUUCAGUUACCUGUGACGGAGCCAGAUAUCAACAAUCGCCUCGAGUCUCUGUGUCUGAGUAUGACAGAACACGCUUUGGGAGAUGGUGCUGACCGCACGUCAACAAUAUGAAAGGAUGACUUGAGUGAGCAGGUUGAUGAGACUCUCUCACCGUAAACACGCUCCGAGUCACCGGCCCUCCCGUCACCAAAGGACCGGACGGGAUCCAAGGAACACAAACGGCAACACAAGCUAUCGUCCACUCUGUCCACUGGGCUGGAAACACACACUUCCUGCUCCACCAUGCUCACACAGAGAAAUGGACUGUACGCAGGUCUGUGGAUCAGGGCCACAGCGAGGGUCCUCUUCCCUCUCCAACACCUUCUGUUCUCUGCACGUUGACCACAACUCGUGGCGUCUUUCAAGUCCAUAACCGUAGCUCAGACGCAGAGGCGAGGACGAGACAAGCAGACCUAAAUAAGCACGGCCUCCUGCUGUGCAUUCAUGUGCUUUAUGUAUGUAUUGUUUACAUAAUGAUGCUACAGAGACAUCUCACCUGUAGCUGUCAAGCUAGUUUACAACCAACCUGCUUCUAUUUUUGAUCAAACAUUUAGUGACGAUGGGAGAGGAGUGUGAGAGGGACAGAGGACGAUGAAGAAGGAGAGAAAGAAAGUCAGGUGGAGAAAGAAAGAGAAAGUUGAACGAGAAAGAAUGAAGCUGAAGUGAAUCUGGAGAGGGAAGCGGAUGUUUACAGGAGAACGACCACUGAGGCAGGACCUCUGAUUGGCUGAAGAUGACGGAGAAUGAUGAUGUCAUGUCUAAUCGUACUGUCUGAGCGUGUACAGUAUCGUACGUAAAUGGGAGAUUUGAGGCGUUUCUCAGUCUUUCUCAGUAGAAACCAUGUUUGUGAAACAUGAGAGAAGCAGGAGGGGGAUUUGGUUUUGUGUUGCUGACACUUUGAGGAAUAACGCCGUCAAUCUGUGACGGGUAGUUUUCCCAGAGAUUGUCUCAUGAGUGCUUGCUUCCACCUGCUGGCCAAACACAGUCAUGACAGUAGAGACAGGCUGUUAAAAAGAAAAGGAUGAGAAUCUGUCUGUUCUGUCAGUGUACGCCUACAUGGGAUUUAUAUCCUUUCUUUUUUUACUAUGAAUCUCUUGGUUAUUCUGUGUCUUAAUAUUUAUCCUCAGUUUAUUGUUUUAUGGAAAACAGACUGUAUAUUGAAAUAAGUUGGGCAGGAAAGUCGGCUCUGUGCCUGUGUGUGUGUGUGUGUGUGUGUGUGUGUGUGUGUGCAGAGAGUCCUGACCCUGAACGCUCGUCAUCGAGGGUUUUUGAUUAUUAUUGUUUAGUUUCUUCAUUAGUUUGUUGCAAUUCUAUCGAACUUCCUUUGUAUCCUGCACUUGAUAUGAUAAUGUGAUACACUACAACAGUUAGCAGAUCACAGAGAGAGAGAGAGAGUCCAGCUUCACUCUCAGUGGACACAAGAGACACAAUCUUAAAUGAUUUGUAUUGUGUUUGUGCGUCAGUGUUUGUGCAUGUUUGAACUCGUCUGCUUUAUUACUUUUCAUUAUUCAGUUUACAAAAUAAACUUGCACUAACUUUUCAUUGUAGAAGAUAUAAAUGAAUAGUUUGGAUAUUUUUUCAAAAUCACAAGCAAUUUAUUUGCCAUUUGCGACAAAAAAACGUUAAAUAAUAAUUCAUUUAUCAUUUUCUGUUGUUCAACUUACCUGUAGUUCUUCUUCUUCUUCAUAGACUAUAACUGUCUAUGUACAAGCUUGUGAAUACAGAAAUGUGACGCACUGACAGUGACCUGGAUCACUGCAGAGAAAACAUGCACAAACUCUGUUGUAGUACUGAGAUGAGACACAAGGUGGCAGUGGAGAUACACACACACACACACACACACACACACACACACUCACUCAAUUGGUGCAUGUUAGCGUGCACUCUUGUGAUUCUUUUGUCUCCAUGUUUCAGGUGUUUUUGAGUGUUUUGAUUGGUUUAGAAUUAAACGUCGUUAGCUCUGCGUUAGUGAACAAAGAUGAAGAUUCCACCAAAGCAUGAAUGUGACAUGAACACAUUAAUCCUGAACGAUGCUCCUGUCUGAGGGACAGCGUCAGGGUCUCAUCAUAGUCAUCAAUACUUUAAGUAGAUACAACUAUUUAUUCUAUUUUUUUUUUUUUAUCAUUGUUGCAGAGGUGAUACUUUUACUCAUGUAGGUGUAUUUUUAUUUAAAGUACCAUUGUAUUAACAUGUUAUGGCUGGUGACCAUACGUACAUCUCAAAUAUUAACAUAGUUAUUGUUAACUUUUUAUUUUCUGUUGCUGUUGUUGAACAAUAAUCUUGUUUGUAUGUAUCUGUGUAAUGUUCAUGUGUUUGAUGUCACAGGUGCAUCAAAUCAUGUUCAGUUACAAAUGUUCACACUAGAAUAGCAGUUUUUGUUAUUGUCUCACAGAGCAGGAAGUGGACUGUGUGUGACCACAUCACCUGAAUUUACCAACGCCACAACAUCACAGCAUCACAGCGUCAAAACAUCACAACAUCACAGCAUCACAACAUCAUAGCAUCACAGCGUCAAAACAUCACAACAUCACAACAUCAUAGCAUCACAGCGUCAAAACAUCACAACAUCUCAGCGUCAUAACAUAACAUCACAGCAUCAUAGCAUCACAGCGUCAAAACAUCACAACAUCACAGCGUCAUAACAUCACAACAUCACAGCGUCACAACAUCACAACAUCAUAGCAUCACAGUGUCGAAACAUCACAACAUCACAGCGUCACAACAUCAUAACGUCUCAUCACAGCGUCACAACAUCACAGUGUCACAACAUCACAGCGACAGCAUCACUCUUUAUUUUCUUUAUUGUGAACAAAACCCAUGAAAAACAAACUGGUCAUAAUAUUUAUUUUCAUGUUGAAAAAAGUAUCACAGAUGGAAAACGACUUUUGUCAUCUGCACAUUUAUCUGUGUGUGUGUGUGUGUGUGUGUGUUACACACUGCUGGUGAGUUAAAGUUACAGUAAGUAACUGUGUUCAUGGGUUUUGUUUAAAUGGAGAAAACUUGUAUCACACAACUUGUAGCUGUGAGCUGCUUUACAUCACAAACCUGCUCAGUAUCAAAGUCAAGGGUUUUUAUUUGGAACAAAACAAACACUAAACUGUCACAUGUGCCUCGUCAUUAACAGUGUUACAUGGUUAGUGGGAUUUUUCUGGACGAAGUAACAGAGUUACACGUUAGUCACGUGUUACACAUCACUGACAUGUAACAUGUGACUAACAUGUUCCAUGUUUUGUACUUGGACUGAAAACAGACACCACUGAGUUGUGUCUCCACAGACGUGUGGAUCCGUGUGGAUCCUGUAGCGGGAACAGUCGAGCGUUUCAUCAAAUCCAAAUGCUUUGUUUUGACUUGUUUUUUUAUCAGCUCUGCUUCUUCAGUAUUAAGAGAUAACAAAAUAACACCUUGAUAUUCCAAAAAACAUUUAAUGUACUUUAAAUCAAGACAUAUAUGCUGUUUUAUAUCUUUUAUUCCGUGUCAUAGAUUGUGCAGUUUAUUCAGUUCAUGUCAUUAUGGGAUGCCAAGAGUUUUUCUUUGUUUCUUUUUCUGUAACAAAGUGUUAGUGCUGACUGUGCUCCUUUGUUUCCUUUAGUUUGAUUUGAUCAAAGAGCCGAUGUCCUGUAUUGACUGCAGGCUACGUUUAUAUUUGACAAAAGAAUAUCGUAUGUUUAAUAAUAAAAAAAACACAAAAAAGACAAAAAAUUUAAGAAAAUGCUGAAUAAAGAAAAAGAGGGAAUUGGGGGAAAAAAGUGUAAUUUAUAUUUUAAACCUGCAUGCACAAGACUGGGAACGUGGUAUUUAGAAGAACUGAUGACAGUGCCUUUUUUCUACUUUACAAAAUGUAAACGUUACACUUAUUCUGCUCUGUCAAUGUCAUGUGACUCAGUGACAUCAUCACAACUCCUCCCUGUGCCUUAAUCCACUGAUCAACAGAUGACAGCUGACAUUAUUCACAUGGUUUCUGAUUCUAAAAUCACUGCUUCUGGUUCUGGUAUCAAACCAAACAUCAUUCAUUGCCCUCAAAUUAAUGUCUUUCCUUCUUUAUUUAUUUUAUUUUGUAAAUUGCUUCGUUAUUUCUGAGAUUAUUGAUUAUUAAUUUUUGAUUAUUGAUACUUGGCUUGAUAUUGAUUUGGUCAAGUUUAUAAAAAGUAACCUGAAUGAAAAUGUAAGAAAAGAAUCCGUGUGAACGUGACUGUUCUCUGGAGGUACUUUCAUCAUCAUGACUUAUUCUGGUCUGUACAACAACAAAAAGGUGUGAAUGACUGUGUGUGUGUGUGUGUGUGUGUGUGUGUGUGCGCGUGUGCGUGCAUGCGUGUGUGUUGGGAAUACAUUCAAGUGUUUUUUCAAUGUCUUGCUGUAACUUUGUCGCAGAAAAACCAGAAUGCUGUGAUUUGGCAUGCCCUCGUUAUACAUAAAAGAGUUGUAACUCCUCUGGUGUGUGUUUGUGUGUGUGUGUGUGUGUGUGUGUGUGUGUGUGCGAGAGAGAUUCAGCCUCUACUAUGGCUGAGGAAUCAGGGAGACGACGAACAAGACACAGGUGAAACGGGGACAAAAAGACUUCAAAAUAAGAGGGAAUUUCACAAUAAAAUGACAUUGACAACGGAACAUGACCAUGGUCGUGUAUCAGCACAAAUGUAUGAUGCACAUCACAAUACUGGGACACAAAGGUUCCUCCCAUAUAGAAACAGGAGUGCACCAUGAAAUCUGAAUAAUUCAGUUUCAUAGGUAGAAUAAUAUGAUGAAAGUAUAUAUUUGAAACUGGUGUGAGGUUUGUUCUCUGUGUUCACACACACACACACACAUAUAUUCAGCCUCAGAAAUCCUUUACAUUGUCCCUUAAAUUUAAACUUUCCCUGGUGAAUAUUUGAAAUGUAUUUUUCUCUGCACAGCAGUUACAGAAAGUGAAACCUGUCUGUAGGUAAUGUUCAGGUGGAGGUUAGGUGGAGACAGACAGACAGACAGACAGACAGAUAGAGUGUAGGCGUGUUGGCGGGGCGUGAUGUGAAAAACAUCAUUUAUUUGUUCAUCUUUUGUUUUUUAUUCCAGCUACAAAAUAAAUGUGCAGGUUUUAUCUC